CUUCAUUAUUUUUUAUACUGUGUGCGCUAACAUUACAGAUGAGACUAUAUGGUAUUGAUUCUCAACAGAAAUUAGUACCUUCUUUGACAGAUAUUUUGCCAAAGAACAUUACAAAGUCCGUACCUGAUGAAGUUGGAUAUUAUCUAUUGGAUUCCUUACAAAAGGACUUAGGGGGAUCAACAGUGUUUGCACAAUAUCUUAAGCAUUAUAUGCAAACAUUUUGUUAUAAAAGUAUAAGCACUAUUCAUUGGAAGGAACAUCUGUUUUCUUAUUUUAAUAGCAAACCUGAGAUAAUAAUAUCUAGAUUGGAUAAGUGGCUUUACAAAUUGAAUUUAGUUUCUAUGUAUGACCGUCUGUAUGAUUCAGUGCAGAAUCAAUGUGACAUAUUAACACAACAGUGGAUCACGAGCGAUAGGACUGACAAAUUUUCUUACGAGUUGACUGAAAUAUUAUUAUAUGACAAUAUUAAUAAAAUGUAUUUCUUAAAUUACUUAUAUGCAUCGCCGAUAGCUUUACCGAUUGGAAAAUUAGUGUCGAUACACUCUAUAUUUCCACUUGAGAAGCAAACAUGUCAAAUUCGGUUCCUCUUGCUAAGUUUGUACAUAAGAAAUGAAUGGGAAGUAAUGGUUCACCCUGCUUUGAAAUUUGCCCGCGAAUAUUGUGCGUCAACAUUUGCGUGUCCAAUAUUUCACGAUUUGUACAAAUUGGAACAGACGCGUGGAGAAGCGAUCUCAGGGUUUACAGCUAUUGUAGAAAAGAAGUCCAAGAUGCUUCCACAAACUAUGGAGGAUAUAGCAUCUGUUCUUAAAAUUAAUUUAAAGGAUAUAUAUAAAUUGAUAAGUGAAGAAAGUACUUCGCAUGUAAGAACUGACCAAUAA
Cyphomyrmex costatus is the source of this 878-nucleotide messenger RNA. Its product is annotated as leukotriene A-4 hydrolase. Lineage: Eukaryota; Metazoa; Arthropoda; Insecta; Hymenoptera; Formicidae. Gene Ontology annotation, biological process: peptide catabolic process. Bases 39 to 878 code for a protein of 279 amino acids. The record is from RefSeq and is a predicted model, not a curated record. The transcript is spliced from 4 exons. Gene Ontology annotation, cellular component: cytosol. Gene Ontology annotation, molecular function: epoxide hydrolase activity; metallopeptidase activity; aminopeptidase activity.